This is a messenger RNA of Acanthopagrus latus (yellowfin seabream), 806 nucleotides long. RefSeq names its product complement C1q-like protein 2. Gene Ontology annotation, molecular function: protein binding. The record is from RefSeq and is a predicted model, not a curated record. Lineage: Eukaryota; Metazoa; Chordata; Actinopteri; Spariformes; Sparidae. Bases 34 to 678 code for a protein of 214 amino acids. The transcript has 3 exons.
GAGCUGAUGGAGACAAACAGAAGCAGCUGAAAGAUGAAGACCUCACUGGUUGUGUUGAUUCCGUCCCUCUUCUAUCUUUGUGUGGCUGAAGUCCAGCAGCUGGAUCAACGAGCAGAGGAGGACAAUGGCACAGACGUCGAGCAAGCUUCUGUCUGUGGUGGAGACGUGACGGGGAGCAGGACAAAGGGCCAACUUGUUGUCAUCUUAAGAGAACUGGAGGCCAAACUGAGAAACACUGAGAAACAAUUAGAAGAUCUGAGAGGAGAGGUCCGAGGUAACCGGGUGGCAUUCGGAGCAUCUCUUGGCAUUGAUGGAAAUAUUGGACCCUUCAACACUGAGAUCACACUGGUCUACAAGAAUGUCUUCUCAAACAGCGGCUCAUACAACCCUGGAACAGGUAUUUUCACCGCUCCAGUCAGAGGAGUCUACUACUUCAGCUUCUCUGGCCAUAAUAUAUCAACUAGAUCAAUGUGGCUGUUUCUGAUGAAGAAUGGAGAGACAAUGAUUCAUAUUGCCAACCAUCCAGCUGGAAACCGCCAUGAGACAGCAACCAACGGCAUGACUCUGCAGCUCGAUGUUGGAGACCAGGUGUACGUGAGACUCCAGCGAAACACCUGGAUUUUUGAUAAUGGCAAUAAACACGGCACCUUCAUUGGCUAUCUGCUAUUUCCUCUGUAAGUUAAAAUCAAGUAAAACAUAAAUAAAAGAGAGCAGGGUUUAAAUCAGGAGGAACAGGUAAUGGGGUCAUGGUGGUAAUCAUUGCUGCAGGUGAUGGAUAAACAGCCCCACAACUGGCUCAUAAAGUU